This is a messenger RNA of Alternaria infectoria, 1479 nucleotides long. RefSeq lists its product as uncharacterized. Bases 1 to 1479 code for a protein of 492 amino acids. The record is from RefSeq and is a predicted model, not a curated record. Gene Ontology annotation, biological process: transmembrane transport. Gene Ontology annotation, cellular component: membrane. The transcript is spliced from 5 exons. NCBI's taxonomy places the organism in Eukaryota, Fungi, Ascomycota, Dothideomycetes, Pleosporales, Pleosporaceae. Gene Ontology annotation, molecular function: transmembrane transporter activity.
AUGAGCAUCCCGGAGAAAGAGAUAGCCCACGAGUCAAAAUCGGGCGACACUUCUCCAUCGCGACCGCAUUCAGAUGUCGAGAUUGGUACCGUCGAGGAGCCAUCCAACAACGGCGAUGAGGCGCUCAAAUUUCUCAAGAAUGCACACAAUGUCGGUGCUCUUACGCCAGAGGAUGAGCGAAGACUGUAUCUGGACAAGACACUAGUGAAUUACGCGGCUGUGAUGGGUCUCUACGAGGACGCGAACAUCAACACGGCACAAUUCUCCAACCUCGCUCUCUUCUUUUACGUAUCUUACCUCGCGCUCGAGUUCCCUCAUGGCUACGGCAUGCAGCGUCUGCCUACUGCAAAGUACCUCGGUGCAGCCGUCAUCCUCUGGGGUCUCGUCACGGCACUCACAUGUGUGUGCAAGAACUACGGCGCUCUAGUCGCUACACGCGUCCUGUUAGGUUGCUUCGAGUCGGCCGUCGCGCCCAGCUUGAUCCUGAUAACUUCGAUGUGGUAUAAGAAGAAAGAACAACCGCUGCGAACCGGUAUCUGGUAUCUGGGAGUCGGAACUGGAACAAUUAUUGGAAGUCUGAUCAGUUUCGGGUUUCAGCACUACGAAAGUGACACUUUUACUAGCUGGCAGAUCAUGUUCUUGGUCGUGGGUCUAGUUACUGUCUCAGUCGGUAUAACUGUGGUGUUGCUUCUUCCCGACAACCCGAUGUCUUCUCGCCUAACCCCAGCAGAGAAGGUAUGGGCAAUCGAACGUCUACGCGAGAACCAGACUGGCAUCGAGAACACGCAUUUCAAAUUUCACCAAGUGCUUGACUGCUUCAAAGAUCCGCAGACGUGGAUGUUAUCGAUCAUCACCAUAUCAUCCAAUGUACCCAAUGGUGCAGUGUCUUCCUACCAGGCCACGCUCAUCAAGUCAUUUGGCUUCAGCUCUAAGACUACAGCUUUGCUACAGCUACCUUCGGGCGCCGUCAGCGUCAUCUCAAUCCUCAUCGCUACAUAUCUCGCCGGCCGUUUCAACCAACGCGCACUGAACGUCGUCUCCUUGCUCAUACCUGGAGCACUGGGAGGCUGCCUCAUGGCUUUCCUCCCCGGCGAAUCCAGAGUGGGAAAGCUCAUCGGGAACUAUCUUACCAACUGCAUUGGCUCCAGCUUACCACUCCUGUACUCCUGGGUGUCUGCGAACAUUGCCGGUCACACGAAGAAAGUAACCAUGAACGCUAUUUUGCUCAUGUCUUUCUGUUUGGGAAACAUCAUCGGACCUUUGACAUUCCGCCAGGGCGAUGGGCCUGAUUUCAUACCAGCCAAGGUCACCAUCGUAGUGACUUGCGCAUUCGCGGCUGCUAUGGCGCUCGUGUUGAGAGCCUACUACAUGUGGGAGAACAAGAAGAGGGAUCGAGAGGAUGAUGGGACGCAUCUUGAGAAUGAAGAGUUCCUUGAUUUGACGGAUCGCGAAAACAGGCGGUUUAGGUAUAGGUUGUGA